UAUUCUGCUCGUCCACCAAAAACAUACCCUAAACCCUAACCCGCCCGAUUGGAGAGCCCGAAUCGAACCCUGAGAACGAAAGUUGUGAGGCGCAAACUCAUGGCGGAAACCCAGCACCAAGAAGAAACCACAUUGCACUCGAAGCGCAAACCCGAUCUCUGUCGCGAAGACAAUGAAGACAACCCUAAGAAAGCUCAGAAACUAGAAGCUCUCGACGACGCCAACAACGAUUCCUUGGUUUCCCAAGAGAAAAAACAAAGUCUAGACGCUUCCGAACACAAUUCUUCAGUAGCCGAAGAGAAAGACGGUAAAUUCGAGGCCGAUUCGCUCGCCGAAGCCGAGGACGAGGAGGACGAGGACGAGGAGGACUAUGAAGAUGAAGACGAAGACGAAGACGAAGAUGGUGAGAAUGGUAACGGGGAAGCUGAGGCGGACCGAAAGGGAAAGGGGAUUGUGAAGGAUGUGAAGGGCAAAGGCAAAUUAAUAGCAGAAGAAGAAGAUGACGAUGAUAGCGAUAACGGUAGUGAUGUAUCAGGCGGUGAAAGCGAUUUAUCAGACGAUCCACUAGCGGAGGUCGAUUUGGAUAACAUUCUACCGUCAAGGACUCGGAGGCGGACGGUUCAGCCUGGGGUUUACAUUGCUAACGAUCUCGCCAACAAUGACGAUGAUAGCGACGACAGCGAUGCGUAAGCUUGAGGAAAGGAAGGUUAGUGAAAAAAAUUUAGCUAAAAUGUGAGGGUUGGACUGUUGAGUUUAUGUUGUAACCAAGGCUAAAUGUGGCAAUGGUUUUCGUUUCUUUCUAGAAAUCGAUGAUCCCGAAUUUACCUCUAGCAUUUGAAUUUUUUUUGCAUAUUUUCAUACUAUGUUUGUGCUUUGGUUA
Molecule: messenger RNA, 880 nt
Organism: Corylus avellana
Lineage: Eukaryota; Viridiplantae; Streptophyta; Magnoliopsida; Fagales; Betulaceae
Product: nucleolin
Source: RefSeq, a predicted model, not a curated record